AUGCGUGCCUCCGUGGCGGCGACGCCACCGUUUCUCGUGGACGUGGCGGUGAACCUUACCGACUGCGUGUUUCGCGGCGUCGGGUGGAAUGGCAGGCGGCUGCACGAGGAGGAUUUCGACCACGUCCUGCGGCGUGCGGCCGGCGAGGGCGUGCAUCAAAUGAUCCUCACGGGCACCAGUCUUCCCCAGUGUGAAAAGGCGAUUCGGUUAUGUCGUGAGCACCCCGGGAGAUUUUUUUGUACGGUGGGCGUGCACCCUGCGCACAGCGCGGAGUUCACCCGCCCGCUCGAUCUCGCGGCGAUGGAGGAAUUCGUCGAGAAUCGCGGCGCGGUUCUUCUGCCGGAGCCCAACAAGGUCGCGAUUCCCGCGGCGGAAGAGGACGAACACGCGCGGGCACACCUCAAGCACCUUCUCGAGCUGAUUGAGAGCAGCCGUGAUGUGGUCGUGGCGGUGGGCGAGAUCGGCCUCGAUAACGCGGAGCUUUCCUGUUGUCCUUCGGACCUCCAAGAAAAGUAUUUCACCCGUCAGCUUCGCAGUUUCGCGCCGCUAGGGCUGCCGUUCAUCUUUCACUCACGUGAUUGCGGGAUGCGCUUCGUGGAGGUGCUAAAGGCGGCGGUGGAGUCGUUGCCGAGCGAGUGCCCCCCUCUCCGCGGGGUCGUGCACAGCUUCAACGGAUCCCAAGAAGAGCAGGAGGCGCUGCUGGGGAUGGGCUUUUAUCUCAGCGUGAACGGAAGCGCGUUUCGCACUCGUGAGCUCGCCACGCGGGUGGUUUCCGGUAUUCCUCGAAAUAGGCUUUUGAUGGAGACUGACGCACCUUGGUGCGAUAUUCGCCGCGGCGAUUACGGCUUUCAGUUCGUCUCCACCACCUUUGAUACGACCUCACGGAAGAAACCGUUUGUGCUGGGAAAGUGUGUUGAGCGGCGAAACGAGCCCUGUCAUCUCGUGCAGGUGUUAGAGGCGUACAUCGGGGCGGCGAAGGAGGCUGCGAAAGAGGGACUUUUAUCAUACGAUAGCUCGGCAAUUUGUGAGGGGCUCACAAAGGAGGAACUCACGCGUGUUUUGUAUGAAAACGUAAAGACACUUUUUGGUUUGUAA
This is a messenger RNA of Phytomonas sp. EM1, 1095 nucleotides long. NCBI's taxonomy places the organism in Eukaryota, Euglenozoa, Kinetoplastea, Trypanosomatida, Trypanosomatidae. The record is from the annotation of a GenBank genome assembly.